AUGCACGCGAACCCGGCGAAACAAAAAGAUCUGGUCGUUAACCUAACAAAAAAACAUUUGACCGUCGGUGUCAAAGGUCAACCUCCCAUAGUGGACGAUGAUUUUCCCUACGAAAUCAAGCUGGAGGAGUCCACAUGGGUGAUAGAAGACGGUAAAAGUUUGCUAAUCAAUUUAGAAAAGAUAAACAAAAUGAACUGGUGGAAUAAAUUGGUCAAGUCUGAUCCGGAAAUAAGCACGAAAAAAAUCAACCCGGAACCGUCGAAACUGAGUGAUUUGGAUGGGGAAACCCGUGGACUGGUUGAGAAGAUGAUGUACGAUCAAAGGCAAAAAGAACGAGGACUUCCCACAAGCGAUGAUCAAAAGAAACAGGACAUUUAUGCAGCAACACCCAGAAAUGGACUUCUCAAAAUGUAA
Molecule: messenger RNA, 414 nt
Organism: Brassicogethes aeneus
Lineage: Eukaryota; Metazoa; Arthropoda; Insecta; Coleoptera; Nitidulidae
Source: the annotation of a GenBank genome assembly